AUGCGAAUCGUCUGUCUCGUCGUGGGCUUGCUUGUUUUGAGUGCACAGAUCUUGGCCAAUCCAAUUUCUGGGAUGAUCAAGACUGAUCCACACAAUUCUAUGUAUGCCCAUGCAGAGCCUAUGGAUGAUAUCGUCCACCGAAUGGUCUCUGAGGCUCGUGCGCAUGACAUUCCGCUUGGCAAGGACUUACAUUCUUUGGGCAAAGUACAAAGCAACGCAUGGUCAUGGGAAUGGUGUGAUGAUGUCGAUGCUGAAGGUUAUCUCGUACGGGUAGACUCGGUGCAACUGCAGCCUGACCCACCCGUCAUGGGCCGGAAUCUGACGUUCCAUGGCGCUGGAUCGCUGUCGGGGCGUGUCGCGCAGGGUAGCUACGUCGACGUAAAUGUCUACCUUGGAUUUCUUCGAUUGUAUGCGGAGCGCAUGGAUUUGUGCGAUGUGCUUCGUGAGAACCAUGUGGAAGUCCAGUGUCCCAUGGAACCUGGACAAUACAAUAUAACGCAUGUGAUUGAAAUGCCCAAGACACGAGUACCACCGAUUCCUUUCCGUUUCCGCGUGUUAGGCAUAUCGCAAGACAAGCAAACAAUCGCAUGUAUAAACGGGCGGAUUACGAUGCACAAUGCUAUUCUCUCUUGGAGCUCGUAUCCUAUGCAUCUGCUCCGCUCGAUCGGACGCGUCAUCUGGUCCCCAUUCAACUAA
Messenger RNA from Malassezia globosa CBS 7966, 696 nucleotides. RefSeq lists its product as uncharacterized. The transcript has a single exon. Gene Ontology annotation, biological process: sterol transport. Gene Ontology annotation, molecular function: sterol binding. Lineage: Eukaryota; Fungi; Basidiomycota; Malasseziomycetes; Malasseziales; Malasseziaceae. The record is from RefSeq and is a predicted model, not a curated record. The coding region runs from base 1 to 696 and encodes 231 amino acids.